CAUUAUUGUCUAGAUCACACUGACCUCGUAAACCAGUUCACAAUGUCUGCAUUGAAGCCCGGAGACUCUUUCCCAACGGAUGUCACCUUUGGAUACAUCCCAUGGACUGAGGAGAAGAAGGAAUUUUGUGCCUGCGGCACCCCUCAGACAUACGAAGCCUCCAAGCUCUGGGCUGACAAGAAGGUCGUCCUCGUUGCCGUCCCAGGUGCUUUCACCCCAACUUGCACUGUCAACCAUCUCCCUGGUUUCAUUGCCAAGCUGUCCGAGUUGAAGGCUAAGGGCGUCGAUAUCGUUGCUUUCAUCGCAUACAACGAUCCCUUCGUCAUGAGUGCCUGGGGAAAGGCCAACAACGUUACUGGUGAUGACAUCCUCUUCCUCAGUGACUCUGGCUCCAAGUUCUCCAAGUCCUUGGGAUGGACCGUUCACGAUGACCGCACUGCCCGUUACGCCAUCGUUAUCGACCACGGCAAGGUCACAUAUGCCGAGAAGGAGGCUUCUCCCCCUGCUCUCUCUGUUUCCAGUGCCGAAGCCGUCCUUGCCAGCUUGUAGGUAAUAGAUCGAUCGCACUAGAGCCCGGGGGGGUGAAUCU
This is a messenger RNA of Microsporum canis CBS 113480, 589 nucleotides long. Its product is annotated as peroxisomal matrix protein. Gene Ontology annotation, molecular function: thioredoxin peroxidase activity. The record is from RefSeq and is a predicted model, not a curated record. The transcript is spliced from 5 exons. Lineage: Eukaryota; Fungi; Ascomycota; Eurotiomycetes; Onygenales; Arthrodermataceae. Gene Ontology annotation, biological process: cellular response to oxidative stress; cell redox homeostasis; hydrogen peroxide catabolic process. The coding region runs from base 43 to 549 and encodes 168 amino acids. Gene Ontology annotation, cellular component: cytoplasm; mitochondrion; peroxisome.